Aspergillus puulaauensis is the source of this 576-nucleotide messenger RNA. RefSeq names its product mitochondrial 37S ribosomal protein bS18m. Gene Ontology annotation, cellular component: mitochondrial small ribosomal subunit; ribosome. The coding region runs from base 1 to 576 and encodes 191 amino acids. Gene Ontology annotation, biological process: mitochondrial translation. Gene Ontology annotation, molecular function: small ribosomal subunit rRNA binding; structural constituent of ribosome. The record is from RefSeq and is a predicted model, not a curated record. The transcript has 3 exons. NCBI's taxonomy places the organism in Eukaryota, Fungi, Ascomycota, Eurotiomycetes, Eurotiales, Aspergillaceae.
AUGUCUCUGCAUAUUUUUUCAUCCUCCCCACUACGGACUUUUGCGCCAGCUGUGCAGUCCAUGUGUCGCUUUAAUUCAACAUCUUCCAACGCUACAAAUGCCCUGGAGAGUCUCCUACGACCUUCUAAACCAGGACCCGCUUCCGGAAGAUUGCCGUCGCGGCGAGUAAACCGCCAAAGAUUCAUCGAGGACCAGAGGGCGCAGGCCGACAGUCGAGCUAUAGAGAAAUUCCAAACGCGCGAGUGGAAGGCUGGCGAUAUCUACGCUCCUCAUGACCUCAGUCCUGCCGAGAUGAUGAAGUGGAGGAAGCGCAGUCCUCCGACCACCGACGUCUUUGAUGCCGUCAACCUCAACCCUUUAACAGUCUACAAGAACUUCACCAUCAUGUCCGAAUACAUGACCGAGAUGGGCCGCAUAAAACACAGGAAUCUGACCGGGCUACGUGGUGUGAACCAACGAAAAAUUGCGAAGGCAAUUCGAAGAGCAAUUGGCGUUGGCCUUAUGCCAAGCGUACAUCGUCACCCAGAGAUCCUCGCUGAGCUCAAAUGGAAGUCGGAAGGCGGCGGUGGUUUCUAA